AUGCUUCUCCCGCCGCCCUACACUCGCCUCACUCCCUUCUGCCUCCUGCCUCGGUCCUCGAGAGGCAGGAAGCCGGCCGGGGCCAAUCGAGUCUCUCUAUUCGAGCAGCAAUUAAGGUCUCACAAAACUGUUUCACUCAUUAUCCGACAACGGUUGUCGGAGAAUGGACAUCCCUUUUGUCCCGGUGGCCGAUUAGAAUGA
Protopolystoma xenopodis is the source of this 201-nucleotide messenger RNA. Lineage: Eukaryota; Metazoa; Platyhelminthes; Monogenea; Polystomatidea; Polystomatidae. The record is from the annotation of a GenBank genome assembly.